Molecule: messenger RNA, 6889 nt
Organism: Zootoca vivipara (common lizard)
Lineage: Eukaryota; Metazoa; Chordata; Lepidosauria; Squamata; Lacertidae
Source: RefSeq, a predicted model, not a curated record
UUCAUUCUCCAAAUAAAUCUUAAAUUUCUUCCAGUCUUCUUCCACCGUCUCGUCUCCCCAAUCUCAGAUUCUCCCAGUCAGUUCAGACUUCCUCCGGAUCUUUGCUCCCAGACUUCCAGUUCCCUAUUGCCCCCCAAUUUUCAGUCUUUUUUAUUAUCAAGAAUUUAACAUCACAAGCCGUGAUUGCUGCCUUGCCGGGGGUCGGGCUGGAUUACCCUCAGGGUCCCUUCUGUAGAUCGGAUGCUCGCAAGAGAGAGAGUGUUGUCCGAUUCAAAUUAAUUUUACAUUUAAAUUAGAUUCAGAGGCAACGCAAACGUGGGCCAGCUUUCGUUGGAAAGGCUGUGUCGGCGGCGAAGUGGCGCAAGCUUUUCCUGCCCCGCCUCGGCCAGCUGUCUUGUGUUUCCGGUUCUGCAGUCCCCCUUGCAAAUGCACAAUCAAUUUGUGCAUUUUGGGAGGGGCGAGCAUGAGUUGUGUUUCGGACACUGCAUGCGCACACAUUCUUAUUGGUGCAAGCCUUCAAAUAAUGUUAAUAUUAAUGUAAAUAUUAAUAUCAAUAACAACUGAGCUAGAUCUGUGGGGGCGAGGUGCCUCUGGCCAGGCAUUAGCAGUGGAUGUUCAGCCCGACUUCUGCUUUUGGGCGCAAUUCAGAUGCCACAGCGGAAGAAGAAACGGCUCUGUGGAAAGAAAGGGUGGUGCCUUGCACAAUCGUCAUGAGGAGCUCCUGGCACGGAGGGAUCUCGACUGAAAUACACUCCAAGGAAGGGAGAGCCAGCAGAGAGACUGAGAGGCAUCUAGUCCACCCUUGGGCAAGGCAGAAAUCCCCCUGUCAAUCACAUUUGGAUCAGGGUUGGGCUAGAUGACCCUGGAACCCUUCCCUGUCUAUCGUUUCAGCAGAGGGUUGGACUAGAUGGCCAGCUCCUCCAAUCAGAUUCCUUUCUGGCCGUGGGUUGCACUAGAUGACCCUGGAACCCUUCCCUAUCUAUCAUCCUAGCAGGGAUGGCGAGCUCCUCCAAUCAGAUUCCUUUCUGGCCGUGGGUUGCACUAGAUGACCCUGGAACCCUUCCCUAUCUAUCAUCCUAGCAGGGGGUGUGGGACUAGAUGUCCAGCUCCACCAAUCAGAUUCCUUCCUGGCUGCGGGUUGGGCUGGAUGACCGCCCAGUAUCCCUUCCAACCUUCUCAUAGGGAAGACUCUCCUCUCCUUCCUUACCUUCUAAGUCCCGGACUGCAGAAUCCGGGAGCGGCAGCCGUGUGACACCGGAAGUUGCGUCAACGUAACUCCCGGUGUCGCUUUGCCCUUCUAUGGGCACCAAAAAUGGCCACCGCCGGCUUCGAAAGUCGCUUCUACGCAUGUCAGGAAGUACGUCGACGCAACUUCUGGUGUCGCUCCGCCCACCGGAAGUCGCGUCUAUGCACUUCCGGGCAUGCGUAGAUGCGUAGAUUCGUUACGGACUUUUAAAAACAGCCAUUUGAACGCGGGUUUUGCUCUCUAUCGGGAAUAUUGAUCCCCGAAACGGAACCAAUAAUCAAUGGACUGUACAAUAAAAGAAGUAAGAUCUUGUGUUGUUGUUGUUGUUGUUUAGUCGUUUAGUCGUGUCCGACUCUUCGUGACCCCAUGGACCAUAGCACGCCAGGCACUCCUGUCUUGCACUGCCUCCCGCAGUUUGGUCAAACUCAUGUUCGUAGCUUUGAGAACACUGUCCAACCAUCUUGUCCUCUGUCGUCCCCUUCUCCUAGUGCCCUCAAUCUUUCCCAACAUCAGGGUCUUUUCCAAGGAUUCUUCUCUUCUCAUGAGGUGGCCAAAGUAUUGGAGCCUCAGCUUCACGAUCUGUCCUUCCAGGGAGCACUCAGGGCUGAUUUCCUUAAGAAUGGAUAGGUUUGAUCUUCUAGCAGUCCAUGGGACUCUCAAGAGUCUCCUCCAGCACCAUAAUUCAAAAAAGAUCUUGUAGAUGAUACAAAUUGGAAUUUAUUUCCCCCCUGACUUGUACAAGUGAUAGUCGUGGUUUGAAUGGGGGACUUUGAUCCAUUUCCUUACCUUCCAAGUCCCAGACUGCAGAAUCCGGGACCGGCAGCCGUGUGACACCGGAAGUUGCGUCGACGUAACUUCCGGUGUCGUUUUCCCACUCUAUGGGCACGAAAAAUGGCCGCCGCCGGCUUCGAAAGUCACUUCUACGCAUGUCAGGAAGUGCGUUGACGCAACUUCCGGUGUCGCUCCGCCCAUCUAUGGGCACCAAAAUGGCCACCGUCAACACCGGAAGUCGCGUCUAUGCACUUCCGGGCAUGCGUAGAUGCGACUUUUGAAGCCGGCGGAGGCCAUUUUUGGUGCCCAUAGAAGGGCAAAUCAGAAAGGGAAAAAAUGGCCGCCGGCAGGAGAAAACAACGGAGAAAAACGGGAGACGAAGUGAUACGGGGGACCACUGGGAAAAAGUAAGUAAAAACGGGGGUUUCCCGGGGAAAACGGGGUACUUGGCAGCUAUGUCUCCUUCUCUCCCGCCGCAGAUCCCGGACUGGUGGGCGAUGGAGGGCCGCCGUUUCCGGCGCGGGAGCUUCCAGAGCAGCACCAGCGAUGAGGACCUGGUGGAGGUCAGCGACGGCGGCACCCUCAGCUUCUCCCUGGCAGGCGACGUCCCACCUCUGGACCAGGAAGUGACGCCAGCUUUCCCCUCAUGCCGGGAACGGGUUCGACGAAAUAAGCCGGAUGCGCGACUUCCUGGAAUAUCCGCUUCCUGGUGUCGGGACGUACGAAGAUUUCAACACCAUCGACUGGGUGCGAGAGAAAUCCCGAGAUCGAGACCGGCACCGCGAGAUCACCAACAGGAGCAAAGAGUCAACAUGUGCCCUCAUUCACAGCAUCAGCGACGCCUUUUCGGGGUGGCUCCUCAUGCUCCUCGUCGGACUCUCGGCAGGGGCCUUGGCUGGCUUGAUUGACAUCUCCGCCCAUUGGCUGACGGACCUGAAGGAAGGCGUGUGCCUCAAUGGCUUUUGGUACAACCACGAACAUUGCUGCUGGAAUUCCCGAAAUAUCACCUUCCAGGACCGGGACAAAUGUCCGGAGUGGCGGACGUGGGCGGAGCUUCUGACCAGCAAGGAGGACAGAGGCGCCUUGACCUACAGCCUCAACUACUUCAUCUACACCACCUUCUCGCUCCUGGCCGUGCUUCUCGUUCGCGGUUUUGCACCCUACGCCUGCGGUUCGGGGAUCCCCGAGAUCAAGACUAUCCUGAGCGGCUUCAUCAUCCGCAGCUACCUGGGGAAGUGGACCCUGCUGGUCAAGACGGUCACACUGGUCCUGGCCGUGGCCUCGGGGCUGAGCCUGGGCAAGGAAGGCCCUCUGGUCCACGUGGCCUGCUGCUGCGGCAACAUCCUCUGCCAUCUCUUCACCAAGUACCGGAAGAACGAGGCCAAGCGGAGAGAGGUCCUAUCGGCCGCUGCAGCUGCUGGGGUCUCCGUGGCAUUCGGAGCGCCCAUAGGAGGUGUCCUUUUCAGCCUGGAAGAGGUCAGCUACUACUUCCCCCUGAAGACGCUCUGGCGCUCCUUCUUCGCUGCUCUGGUGGCAGCCUUCACCUUGCGCUCCAUCAAUCCCUUUGGGAACAGCCGCCUGGUCCUCUUCUACGUCGAGUUCCACGCCCCCUGGCACCUGCUCGAACUCGCACCCUUUGUCCUGCUGGGCGUCUUCGGCGGGCUCUGGGGGGCCGCCUUUAUAUGUGCCAACAUCGCCUGGUGCAGGCGGCGCAAGACAACCCAGCUGGGCCGCUACCCCGUGGCCGAGGUCCUGGUGGUGACAGCGGCUACGGCCGUCCUGGCCUUCCCCAACCAGUACACACGCAUGAGCACCAGCGAACUCAUCUCGGAGCUCUUCAACGACUGCGGGCGCCUCGACUCCUCGCAGCUCUGCGACUACGUCCGCAACGGCACCCCCGGAGCGGGCAGGGGGGGGCCUGACCGACUGGCCGGCCCCGGGGUCCACCGCGCCAUGUGGCAGCUGGCGCUGGCCCUGGCCCUCAAGGGUGUCAUCACCGUCUUCACCUUUGGGAUGAAGGUGCCCUCGGGGCUCUUCAUCCCCAGCAUGGCAGUGGGCGCCAUUGUCGGGCGCCUGCUGGGGGUUGGCAUGGAGCAGCUUGCCCUCCACCACCCCGACUGGGUGCUCUUUGAAGGCUGGUGCCAACCGGGCGCCGACUGCAUCACCCCGGGUCUCUACGCUAUGGUGGGUGCGGCCGCCUGCCUGGGUGGCGUCACCCGCAUGACCGUCUCCCUGGUGGUCAUCAUGUUUGAGCUGACCGGCGGCCUGGAAUACAUCGUCCCCCUUAUGGCUGCCGCCGUGACCAGCAAGUGGGUGGCCGACGCGGUGGCUGGGCGCCAAGGCAUCUACGACUCCCACAUCCGCCUCAACGGCUACCCGUUCCUCGAGGCCAAGGAGGAAUUUGCCCACAAGACCCUGGCCUCGGACACCAUGCGCCCCCGCCGGCCCGCCGGCCCACCCCUGACCGCCCUGGCACAGGACGCCAUGACCCUGGGAGACGUAGAGGGGGUGCUGGGCGGCACCGGCUACAGCGGGUACCCGGUGGUGCUCUCCCGGGAGUCGCAGCGCCUGGUGGGCUUCGUCCUGCGGAGGGACCUGCUCAUCUCCAUCGAAAACGCCCGCCAAACCCAAGAGGGGAUCGUGACCUCCUCGCUGGUCUCCUUCUCCGACCACUCGCCCCCACUUCCACCAAACUCGCCGCCCGUCCUGAACCUCCGCCCCAUUCUUGACCUCAGCCCCUUCACCGUCACCGACCACACGCCCAUGGAGAUUGUGGUGGACAUCUUCCGGAAGCUGGGCCUCCGACAGUGCCUGGUGACGCACAACGGGAAACUCCUGGGAAUCAUCACCAAAAAGGACGUUUUGAAACACAUUGCACAACUGGCCAACCAGGAUCCAGAUUCCAUCCUUUUCAAUUGAAGCUGGAUUCGGGAGCCGGGUGCGAAUGCCGUCUCCCACAUGAACCUCUAGCCUAGACUCCUCUCUUUUUUUCAUUAAUGGAAAAUCCAGAUCGAUCAAAUGAUAAUCAUGUUUUCUUUCUUUCUUUUUUCUACAAAAUUGCACUAUGGAAAUUUGGCGGAGAUUUUGCUUUCUCUCGAAGAAGAAGAGACUUUAUCGGAUAUAGAAUUUGGAAGCAAGAUUCCGGGAAGGAAUAAAGGAAAUAAACUGGAAAUAGAUCUUGAUCGCUUUCUCUUUUCAUCCAUAUCCAUAAUAGGGCGCCUCUGCCCUCUUCCAAGAUGGCGCUGGUGCCUCCUCUGCCCACUCCUUGCUCAUAAUAUGGUGCCUUUUCCCUUUUCCAAAAUGGCGGCGGCGCCUCUGCCUGCUUCUCCUUGAAAGUCCCUCCCCUCUUGCCGCUUCUCAUAAUGGCGUCUUUGCUUCAGCUUCAAAAGUGUCACCAGUGCCCUUGUCAAACAUGGCGGAUGUGCCUUCGGCCCUUGAAAGACAGCUUCCGUCCUCACUUCCUUUGCCUUGUGCCAAAAGGGUGCCUUCCCUCUUCCAAGAUGGCGCCACCGACUUCUCCCACCCGCUAUUGCUGCUGCUGCUGCCCUCACAAGGAACCCUCCAACAUCAGGGACAGGAUUUCAAUAGGAGGAAAGGUUGGGGUUGCGGCGCUCAUCUUGCUUUACUGGCCGAGGUAGACGGCGUUUGUCCGCAGACAGUUUUUCUGGAUCAUUUAACCAUCUUAAAUGCUGUAACUAAAUUAGAUGAUCCUGGGGGGUUGGAGUGUGUGUGUGUGGCUGUAAUUGUGUUUUUAUUUUGUUUCUUAUGGGAUGGCAUUCAAUUUCAUAGAAUCCUAGAGUUGGAAGAGACCACAAGGGCCAUCCAGUCCAUUAAAGCAGAAUAAUCUGUGACUUUAUUGAAUUCAACUUUUUAGUUACUUUGCUAUUAAAGGGGAAACUGCUACUCAUCAAGAGAAAGAGUAAAUGAACUUCCAACUAAACUUUCAACUUGGACUGAAGCUGAACACGGAGGGAAAUGUAUUCUUUGGAGGUCUUUAAGCAGAGGCUUGACAGGCAUACUGUAUGUCAAGAAUACUUUGAUGGUGUUUCCUGCUUGGCAGGGGGUUGGACUGGAUGACCCUUGUGGUCUCUUCCAACUCUAGGAUUCUAUGAUUCUAUGAAUGACAGCAGCAUUAACUGGGUUAAAAAUUCUCUUACUGUUGCUCUCUUGGAAUAAGUGCAUUUCAUUCAGUCCUUGUUUUUGGAAGCCGAAUGUGCAUACUUUUAUUACUCUGAAUGAUUUUUUUGUGCUUUAACCUGUCCAAUUUAGAGGUGGCAGCAAUUCCUUCGCUUCCCCCAUCUAAUAUGUUUGUCGUGAAAGAUUGUACGCUCCUAAACUUGCGCUGCGCCAUCCUCCCAAACAGAAUAUCCACAGACCUUCUUUGGACUCAGGUGCAGAAUCAGCACAAGUGGGACAAUGCAAAGGUCUGUUGCCAAAAUCCAUAUUAGAAUCAUAGAAUCAUAGAGUUGAAAGAGAUCACAAGGGCCAUCCAGUCCAACCCCCUGCCAAGCAGGAAACACCAUCAAAGCAUUCUUGACAUAUAGCUGUCAAGCCUCUGCUUAAAGACCUCCAAAGAAGAAGGAGACUCCACCACACUCCUUGGCAGCAAAUUCCACUGCCGAACAGCUCUUACUGUCAGGAAGUUCUUCCUAAUGUUGAGGUGGAAUCUUCUUUCUUGUAGUUUGAAUCCAUUGCUCCAUGUCCGCUUCUCUGGAGCAGCAGAAAACAACCUUUCACCCUCCUCUAUAUGACAUCCUUUUAUAUAUUUGAACAUGGCUAUCAUAUCACCCUUUAACCUUCUCUUCUCCAGGCUAAACAUACCCAGCUCCCUAAGCCGUUCUUCAUAAGGCAUCGUUUCCAGGCCUUUGACCA